Molecule: messenger RNA, 1840 nt
Organism: Rhinolophus ferrumequinum (greater horseshoe bat)
Lineage: Eukaryota; Metazoa; Chordata; Mammalia; Chiroptera; Rhinolophidae
Exons: 2
Coding region: 627-1499 (290 amino acids)
Source: RefSeq, a predicted model, not a curated record
CAGACAGGUCCUCUCAGCUUCUACAAAGCAAGGUUUCAAAAAUCUUCAGCCUCUGUCACAGCCAGAGAGCCAUCAGAUAUGCAGCCACGUGUAUUGGUUUGUUCGAACUGUCACAACAAAGUACUACAAACGGAGUGGCUUCACCAAUAGUCAUUUAUCGUCUCCCAGUUCUGAAGGCCAAUCUGAGGUGCAAGGUGUUGGCAAGUGGGUUCCAUCUGAGGGCUUUGCGGAGAACCUACCCCAGGCCUCUCUCCGAGCUUCUGGUAGUUUACUGGCCAUCUUUGGUGUCCCUUGGCUUGCAGACACAUCACCCCAAUCUCCAUCUUCACAUCGUGCUCUCCCUGGGUGUGUGUCUGUGUCCAAAUUUCUCCUUUUCAGAAGGACACCACUCAUAUUGGAUUAGAGUCCCCCUGUUCCUGUGCAAGCUCGUUCUGAACUAAUUACCCUGAAAUGAUCCGAUUUCCAAAUCAGGUUACAUUCUGAGGUACUGGGAGUUAGGGCCUCAAUGUAUGAAUUAUGAGGGGGACACGAUUCAAGCCAUAACACUGUGUCGAAACUGUGGGGUCUUACUGUCAUACUUUGGAACAAACUGGCCGCCGUGCGGGUCUUAGUGUGGACGCCUUCCUAUGCCACUUCGACUUACAUGCUCGUCCCUUUCUGUUCCCAACUCACCUCAGCAAAGGUCCCUCUCUUCAUUUCUCCCUGAACACACCCCAUUCAAUGGUUCUCUGGCUCCCCCUCCAACAACGAUACCAAUCACCACAUUGUCCCAAUGUGUCAUUUGUCCCAAUUCCUCUCAUAGAUCCCUGCUCUGCCACCUGAUUCUUAUCUGUUACAGCUUUUCAAAAGUUUCUUCUCCUCAAUGGACUCAGACCAGGAAGUCCCCAACUUCCGCCAAGACAAGAACUUGUAAACUGGAUCUCAGCACAAAAAAGCCCAACACUCCCUUUGCCGCAGGGCCAAGCUGCACCCCAUCAGCGGGAGUCCUGACUGUUCCACCUACUAGUGGGCCAGUCUCUGUGAAGGUUGGCCUCACCCCACAUCAAAGGAGACAAUGUGAAGUCAGAACAACCAAAAUGCUGCCCUCACUUCAAAGGAAGUACCUCUUCCGGAAGUUGUUACAGCCUUUCAAGGGGGAUAAACAGCAGCCCAGCUCAGGGGACUCACAAAGGGGUAAAGCUACAUGCAACGGGCUUCCAGGCGGGCUUGUGGAACUUUCUGGGGCCCAAACAGUCCUCCCGAGUAUGAAGAUGUCCUUCUGUAUAGAGAAUGUUGGCCCGGGUGCCUUCCUAACUACCCCCCUCCCAUCCUCACCCCCCCCCCCCACAUUAACCAACAAGCAGCCAGGAAGCCAUAUCCAGACUGGACUUCAACACUGGUCCCCUGCAGGCUACCCUUCUGCCCACUACAAGUCCACUUGGACAGCUCUGAUGCCUAGGCUUCCACCCUUUGGCUUACACUUUGCUGGUUCUGUGUCUGAAAAUUACAACCAGAAAUAAACCACCACUCGUUUUUUCUUGGGGGGGGGGCGGUGCGACAGGGAGUGAAGGGAGUGGUGGUGAAGAAGGGGCCGAAAACGAUGUGCGUUCUCUUGAUCGGGGCGCCCUGGGCCCAGCAUUUGGAGUCCCCUCUCCCUGCCCUCCAGCCGUGGGCCUUCGGCUAAGCUGGCAGCAGACAGGCAGGAUAACAGGUGGGUCCCCACCCGUCUGUGGCCCAGUUGUUAGUGAGAGAGCGGAACAGGCUGAGACGGAUUGGGGAGUUUCCGGGUGCUCCCCUAAUUGGCUGGGGAGACAGCCAAGCGGCGGCAGACCCUCCAGUGGGCCCUGGGGGACUCCUGGCC